Paramecium octaurelia is the source of this 898-nucleotide messenger RNA. NCBI's taxonomy places the organism in Eukaryota, Ciliophora, Oligohymenophorea, Peniculida, Parameciidae. The record is from the annotation of a GenBank genome assembly.
AAUGAUCGAAAAAGAACAUCAUCAAGAAAUCAUACUAAAUUACGAAUAACAAUUGUAGGAAUUAAAUGCAAAACUCAAAGCAGUAACUAAUGAAAAUACUAUGAUUCAUGCCUAAUUAACAGCCAAAUCUUCUGUUAUUGAUUAAUAAACCUAAGAAAUUGCUGAGUUGAAAUGUAAAUUAACUGAAUAAGAAUUUGAAUUCUAAGAAAAAUGCAAAAGCCAAUUGAUCUUUCUUAAUCAGAAAAACAUGGAAUUGCAAAACUAAGUAAUUGAAUUAAAUUAAUAAAUAAAUAAUUUGAAUAGUGUAAUCCAAGAAACAUAGAAUAAUUCAAAGGAGUUUUGCAAUUAAAAUGAGAAUAAUUAAAUUGAUUAACUAAAUUAAUUAAUACAAAAUCUGUAAAAUUAACUUAAAGAUAAAAAUGAACACAUUUAGAAUUUAAAAAACUUAACAUCAGGAACAAUAAUAGCAUUAUAAUAGAGAAAUGAAACUUUGGAAAAACGAUUGAAUGAACAAAAAGAUAUAGUUGAAAAAUUAAAAAAUGCUGAUGUAAUUACACAUUCUAGAAAUAGUAUACAAUCAAAGCCACCACUAGCAAUGACUCAAGUAUCUUAGUUGAAGAACUGUAAUCUGCUUUAAGCAUUAAGAAACAAGACAUUGAGAUUUUGCAAUAGAAAUACGAAUAAUAAUUAGCAAAAAAAGAGGAAAUUGUAUAGAAUUUAUAACAAAAACUGGAAGAAUCAAUGAGAAAGGAACUUGACAUUAGUAAGACAAGUUAGGAUUCUAAAAAUUAUGUGUAUUAAUUAGAGAAAUAAAUUGAAGUCUCAAUAAAUCAGUAAGAUAAAUCCAAAGUAGAACAACUAGUGGCUAGGCUAAGAAGUCAAGUCCAAUUGUGACAAU